Molecule: messenger RNA, 1143 nt
Organism: Cavia porcellus (domestic guinea pig)
Lineage: Eukaryota; Metazoa; Chordata; Mammalia; Rodentia; Caviidae
Gene: Trappc5
Product: trafficking protein particle complex subunit 5
Exons: 2
Coding region: 156-722 (188 amino acids)
Biological process (GO): endoplasmic reticulum to Golgi vesicle-mediated transport
Cellular component (GO): TRAPPI protein complex; TRAPPIII protein complex; TRAPPII protein complex
Source: RefSeq, a predicted model, not a curated record
GCGCCUGCGCACGCAGCGCCUUUUACGGCACCGUAAAGCAGCUCGGCUGGAGGGUGCGCCGCGGUUUCUGGUGAGGUGCUGCCGGCUGGUGACCCCUACCAGUAUCGCGCGUCGUCUUCUCCCCGAUACUUCCCCGCGAGUCUGGCGGCGGAGGCAUGGAGGCGCGCUUUACGCGCGGGAAGUCGGCGCUGCUGGAGCGCGCGCUGGCGAGGCCACGCACCGAGGUGAGCCUGAGCGCCUUCGCGCUGCUCUUCUCUGAGCUGGUGCAGCACUGUCAGAGCCGCGUCUUCUCUGUGGCCGAGCUACAGGCGCGCCUGGCGGCACUGGGUCGCCAGGUGGGUGCGCGUGUGCUGGACGCGCUGGUGGCCCGGGAGAGGGGUGCCCGGCGUGAGACCAAAGUGCUGGGAGCAUUGCUGUUUGUCAAGGGGGCCGUGUGGAAGGCGCUCUUCGGCAAGGAGGCUGACAAGCUGGAGCAGGCCAACGAUGACGCCCGCACGUUCUACAUCAUCGAGCGGGAGCCGCUUAUCAACACCUACAUCUCUGUGCCCAAGGAGAACAGCACACUCAACUGCGCCAGCUUCACAGCAGGCAUCGUGGAGGCUGUGCUCACUCACAGCGGGUUUCCCGCCAAGGUCACAGCUCACUGGCACAAGGGGACCACGCUCAUGAUCAAGUUUGAGGAAGCUGUCAUCGCCAGAGAUCGGGCCCUGGAGGGCCGCUGAACCCGCGGGAGAUAAAGGAUGCAGAGAGCCUCCCUUCCCAAGUGUGUCUUGUAUGUUGUGUGGGGGCCUCAGACGUCUGCUCAACACCUCGACCCAGGUCCCUGUCCAAAGCUGGUGAGGGAGGUUGAGGGCCAAGGAUGUUUAUAAUAUGGGGGCCGUGGGGGGGGGGUUGUUCUGUGGGGUAUGGCCUCUCUGGCCUUGUGUGGGCUUUCAGAUAAGCCUGGAGAGUUGGAUGAGUCAGGUGGGUGGACCAGGGGAGGAAGCCAGUGGAAAUGCUGGGGCUUUGAGGAAUCACAGUGAGGGGUGGUUGGCAGGCUGGAAAGGAGGUCGAGUCUGGUGUGUGUGUGUGUGUGGUCAGAACAAGAGAAAAACGGGUUGGUAGACUGUCUGGGAGCAAAGAGUAAAUAGUUCAUACCAUGCA